Molecule: messenger RNA, 3767 nt
Organism: Polyodon spathula (Mississippi paddlefish)
Lineage: Eukaryota; Metazoa; Chordata; Actinopteri; Acipenseriformes; Polyodontidae
Product: B- and T-lymphocyte attenuator-like
Exons: 6
Coding region: 100-1101 (333 amino acids)
Biological process (GO): immune response-regulating cell surface receptor signaling pathway
Cellular component (GO): plasma membrane
Molecular function (GO): signaling receptor activity
Source: RefSeq, a predicted model, not a curated record
UAGUCAUGCCAACACGCAUUUCUGAUUUGAUCUCAAUGAGUGUACACCUAUCUGUCGCUUCAGCUUUCACAACUGCACAUGGAGGACCUGUGAGCAGCAAUGUGGCUACAAGAAAGAAGGGUUGAUCUAGCCUAUUUUCUAUUUCUUAUUCUUUGUAUAGAAGUCAAGGGAGAAAACGCUUCAUGUUCCCUUGAAGUUCGUUUGCCCCGAAAUAUUGCAUUCAAUGUUUCUGUUUUGAAAACUUUGACAAUAAACUGCACAGUAAACUACUGUGAAGAAGAACCUGAAGUGACAUGGUGUAAAAUACUUGGGAAUGACUGCAAACCACUGAAUGCAACAGUUGAAACUUCUUGGACUCAAACAAGCAUCCAUUCAGCUGUCUCUUCCCUCACUUUCUUCAAUAUCUCCUUCAAUGACAGCGGACAGUAUCGAUGUAAGGCUGUCGAUGUCCGGGGGAUUAGCAGUGUGGGGCAUUCUAUUACUGUUAAUGUCGCAGUCUGCUUUUCAGAGGAAGAAAACUUGCCCACACCGAACAUGACCAUAUCAGGAGACCCGGAGAUAAAGCCUCCCCUGAAAAAUGAUAGUUGGCUGACAUAUAUUUAUAUAUGUGCGGGAGUGCUUAUCCUGAUAAUAAUUGUGGUGUUAAUCUCAUUUUUUUGCAUACAAGGACACAGAGUGAGGCCCAAAUCAAAAGAAGCCAUGCAGAAAAAUCAGAAGCAUAAAACGUCUAAAGCCUCUCGCCAGUCCAGCACAGCUGCAAGUUUACCCAGUCUCCCCAGUGAUCGUAUUAAACCCGCUGGUCUUGCCAAGGAGACAGUCUAUGACAAUGAUCACCACUCCAGAACUUCUAGAUGUAAGACAUCUUCUAGUAGGGGUCGAGCUACCAACGCAAAUGAAUCUGCCCCGGUGGCCAUCGUGGUCAAUCCCCCCGAUAUCUAUUACAACCUGGAGGUUGAGGAUGAAAAUUGUCCCAUCGUGUAUGCCGCUCUGAGACAUGCCUAUAACAAAGAAGAAGGCAGUCAGCAUGUGCGUCUAUCUGCAGCAUCUGAGGAACAGACAGAGUAUGCUGCUAUACGAGUCAGAGAUGAAUUCAGGACAUAAGACAACGUUUGAUUACAUGAAUUUACUAAAAGGAUCACAAUGGACUGCAGCUUGAAAUAAAUCAAAAUCUACUUUCUCUUAAAUGAUCUUGUGAACUGAAAUCUAAGGCUGCAAUGCCAGUUUUUACAUUUGUUUGGAUGGUGCUAUGAAGCCAAACGAAAGGCGAUACCAGUAAUUAUGGAGCCUUAAACACACAAAACAGUUUCAACCCAGGUACCAUUUUGAUCAGCCACAUGGUAACAAUUGUCUAAUUGGUGAUUGUAAAAGGCAUUCUGGUGACACUAGUUCAUUGUUUCAAUUCUUUUGUUGAUUUCUUUUUUUUUAGCAUUGCUGUAUCUCUUACGAUUGAUUGUUUAAUGUUAUGGAUGAAUAAUUCAAGAAUGUUUGAAAACACAAAUUAAACUAUGGUACACUUACAGACAACUUAAACAACAGCAGCUGAAAUAGUUGGCAGCCCACCCUUUGCAGCUGCUUCUACAACAGCAAGGGAUGUAAUAAUUUAACUUUAAAAUGUACUGGUAUGUACCUUCUCUGUUCAUCAUCUAAUCUUUACGAUUAUAAAUUGACAAUCUCUGUAAAGGUACAGUAGACACAGUGCAUGGCAUACAGUAAGUAGACACCAAGAAAAUGCCCUCCUUCCUCCAUAUGCAUGUGAAUGACAGGGGUUGAGGCAGUGUUUAUUCUUAAUAAUGACAACCACAUUUUCAAUCUGAGAACCUGUCCUCAAAGAAAACAGCAAUUAAGAAACAGAGAAGUGGUCCAGUAUAACUUAGAUUGAGUAGAACCACAGUCUGUUUUUACAAAGACCUCAAACAGCUUCAUAGUGACCAAAGCUAGAGUCCUGUGGGACCCUACAGUUAGCAGGCUGUAUGUAUGUUUGUUAGUGAAUAGUUACUGUUUCACAACUGAUGCCACAUCAAAAUGACUCCUCUCUUCUAGUGAAAGCUGUUUAACCUGCAGCUUCUCUUUAUACAGUCCACAUUAGUGUGUGUUUUAUAUAAAUUAUCCAGUAUUAGAUUUCAUAUUAUUUACAUUUUAAAGGACAAUCUACACCACUGAGAAUGAUAUUAUAUGUUUGUAUUAAAUGUUUAUGAAUAGUCAUACCACAUGCUUCAUAAGAAAUACAUCUUUCAUAGAUAUAUUUAAUGGGUCAUUUUCACAUCAAAGUAUUUGCAAAAUUCUGUAAAUUGCUUUCAACGCAGUACAUUUUAAAAAAUACAUAUAUUCACAGAUAUGAUGUUCCAUUAAUUUAAUACAGACUUUGUUCAUUUAAUCUUAUUGCCUAUCUGUGUUAUUCAUUAAAACACUACUUACAGUGUUGAGAUGAAAUCUGAAAGAGCUCUGGGGUAUGUGAUUUCCCCAAAACUAUAUUAUAAUUGCAAGUAUCUAUCCUCCCAAUGGAUGAUACCUCCAGUCCCAAGAUCAUCUUGUUUUCAGGAGAAAUACCUGUAACAUACUCUACCCUUAUAUUGCCAGUACAUUACUAUGAAGAAAACCUGGCAUAGCCAUUUGUGUCACCAAACUAAACUAAAAGUGAACCUUUUCUUGGAACAAACAAUAUAAUGUGCCCCUGCAGAUCUAUAUGAAUGAAGGGAAUUUACAACGUAUAUGGAAAAUCUGAAAAAUUAUUUUGCAGAUGUUAUUCUGAAGGGAUUUUCCCUAAUAAGCUCAUUCCACUCAUCUCACUCCCCAAACUGAAUGCAUAAAGCCCCUGUUUCCAGUGCUUGGUGAGGCUUGGUAAAGCUUAUUACUUAUUCAAAGAUUUACAGGUUAGAAGCUUUACACAGAAUUUAAUAUCUAUAUACUGUGUGUACUGGUACCUGUAACAGGGCAUCCCCUGUUAUAAUGCAACUCUUCAUAGCGUGGAACAGGUCAUUAAGCACUAUGGGUGUGGUUCACAAUUUCCCCACAGAAAGUUAACUUUCAGCUGCAUUAUUUCUAGCUCAACAUGUAUGGCCCCAGCUACAUUGUUAUAAUACAUUGCAUAUUCAUAAAGAAAGUAGAUCAAAAAUACAUACAUGUCACUAAUGAGUUGGAAGAAGUGGCAUAUAUUUACUAGGAUUUUGAUCAGAACUCCCUGUUGUUUUUAAUUCAGCAUAUUGGUUUGUUAUUGAAUAAAUGUUCAGUGCUUCAGAAAAAUCACUAUCUUUCCCUAUACUCUUUCCUUCCCACACUCUCUAUCCCUGCCAGAACUGCAUGUAGAGAUGAGUGGCGUGAGAACAAUCAGUGGAGUCUUCCUUUACUGAUAACUAGCCUUGUCUUUGAGUUUUUGAAUACCAUAGAUUGGUAUUACAGAUGGUGGCAACAACACCAAGCUUCCUGGGUUUUUAAACUUAAAUCCUUUUGCCUUAGAGGAUUAAAUUCUCUCAGUCAGGAGAAGUGUGGGCUAACAAAAUCAGUUGAAUUUGAAUAGCCCACCGGACUGGAUGUUUCGUUUCUAUGUAACGCGUGUUUAUCACCAGGCUGAUUCUAUAAUGUAUUUGUUAUAUAACUGAGACCAUUGAAAUGUAAUUAAUAAUGUUCUACUGCUGAUCUUAUUGUAAGACAGGAGAUUCUUUGAAAUUGUAAACAAUUGUAAAUAUUUAGCUUGAUUGGUAAAAGAAUGUCACAUGCAAUGUAUAACCACUGUGCUCCAAUUUUACUAACACACAUGUUAAUAAUAAAAC